AUGGCAUAUGACGGCUAUCGCGGAAGCCCCAGCUCGUAUGGGCCACCGGCUUCGCAGGACGAGUUCGCUGAACCAAGAUCGCCUUCUUCUGUUUCCUAUAUCCCACCUUAUCCAUCGCACUAUGCUUCAGAUCAAAUCCAGAUGCCUCAACCCCGCAUGGCGUCGUCUCAGCUCUAUCCCCCGCCUUCCUCGAACCCGAAUACACAAGGGCAUGUUAACUAUGCCGCGUCCUCCGCGACCAACAAGGCUGAGAAUUUAGGCUUCCUUACGCCUGAACUUAUUUCGCACAUCACCGCGAUCGUUAUCCAGCAGCUCAAGGCGUACGGUCUGGACAAUUUACAGGGACCGCAGCAGCAGCAGCAGCAGCAGCAGCAGCAAACUGCUCCACCUCCACAAGCACCAAGCUACACUGAAUCCUCGGCCUCAGGAACGGGACGGAGCAUUUAUACACCUCCCUCUAACGAGAGUCAUGAAUGUGACUCGUCACAGUUGCAGAACCGAACUGGUCAAGCUUCCUUCACCAGCCCAAGACCUGCUGCUGCACCCGCGCCAGAAAGAGGAAAAUCUCCGUCAAAUCAGUAUAGUGAUCAUGGCCAAAAGGAAUUUCGCCCGAAAGCUCCCACGCGAGUUCCUACGUGGGGUGAUAUGACAACACUGGAGAGGAUUUGGGGGAAGCUGUUUGAAGACGGCAAGCCGACUGAGAAGCUGGGCCAGUUCUUACGUGGAAUUGCAGUCUAUCUGCUUAAUUCGGACUCCCCUCUUCAGAUCCAAGAGUAUCCGCCUGGAGACACUAUCGUGAUCGUUCCAGAGAAAUUGCGAAAGUUCUACGAAGACACCAAAGUGCCGGAAGAUACCUAUCCAUGGCAUGGUGCGUACCAGGCCUAUCAUUCGUAUCCCAUUCGUAUUUAUAUUUUGCGUCCUGGGAUCUUUAUCACUAAGGCAUUCUGGCUAGAUAUCUUCAACCAUUCUUCCAAUAUCUCGAGAUUGUACCGAGAGUUCGAAGUGGAGCAUCAUCUCGUCCAGGAGAAGCUUCACGAACAACCAGACAUCCCCGGACUGACUCCUCGUGGUUUUGCACGGUGGGCCACGUUGCUGAUCCAAGCUCAUCCAGACAGGGAAUUUGCCCGCCUUAAAAAGGCCGUUUUGCACAUGCCCAUAAGCAACCCCGAUAGCAAGGAGCGAUUCCCGAAGGAGAUUCCGAGGAGACUUUUCCCCAGUUCCCCAGACUCUGCAUUGAGAGAGAAGCUGGAGCGUUCCAUUAGGGAAAUCUGUCGUGUUAAUUUUCCUUCCAUUACCGCAGAAGAGCGACCAAAGACUCCUCUUCGUCGAAACCCUGCAGCAGCUGCUUCGACAGACCAGUUUUCCUCAAGUGGUGAUCGUGUUCACCGAACUCGUUCCACCUCGAGCUCUGCAGUGGUGGAUGAGGAUGAUGAACCGGCUCCAACUGCUCCCAUAGAGCGUGAAAGGAAGCCGUAUACCGCGCAACCCGGGGGAGGGAAAGUGUACGACGAUGAUCGACCUUUGCAUGUGGAGACUGGAUCAGCCGGUGCCAGAAAGAAAGAGUUCCUUUCUACUCCCACAUCCGCACCUGGCCACCGAGCAUCACACUCCUACGGUCAGGAACCUUCUUAUCUUCGAGCGUCAUCGACAAAGCGCGGACGAACGCGCAGCUCUUCCUUUGGCGUCAGCGGACAGGGCGACUACCGACAUUCUGAGAGUGACCUUCUUGGGUACGGCAGCAGCCGUGGUUAUGGAGGCUUGAGCUCUGCAGAAGACGUAAUUGACGACAGUCGUCGGUACAGAGAUUACGACCGUGAUGAUGCACUCCGUGAGCGGGAGCGGGAGCGGGAACGGCGAUAUCACGAUCUGGGCAGCGACGCGACCUGGAGUGAUGAAGAUUACUAUCGUGGGUUGCUGGGCGGCCAGGGUGGCAGUGGAGGGAAGACAAGGUCUGGAUAUCGGUGA
Molecule: messenger RNA, 1965 nt
Organism: Rasamsonia emersonii CBS 393.64
Lineage: Eukaryota; Fungi; Ascomycota; Eurotiomycetes; Eurotiales; Trichocomaceae
Exons: 2
Coding region: 1-1965 (654 amino acids)
Source: RefSeq, a predicted model, not a curated record